This is a messenger RNA of Aspergillus welwitschiae, 1019 nucleotides long. Its product is annotated as putative beta-1,6-glucan biosynthesis protein (Knh1). The record is from RefSeq and is a predicted model, not a curated record. Lineage: Eukaryota; Fungi; Ascomycota; Eurotiomycetes; Eurotiales; Aspergillaceae. Gene Ontology annotation, cellular component: extracellular region. The transcript has 4 exons. Gene Ontology annotation, biological process: fungal-type cell wall organization; (1->6)-beta-D-glucan biosynthetic process; cell wall biogenesis. The coding region runs from base 142 to 933 and encodes 263 amino acids.
UGACGGGAGUGUGUCAACAGACAUCUUUGGCCAUCUUCUUUCUCCGUCAAAUACUACUUAACGCUUGUUUUCGGUAGCAUUGAAAUUCCAAUUUUCCCCCUUCUUCUAUCUCUUUCUCUCUUCCCAUCUUCCCAUCUUCCCAUGAUGAGACUCGCGCGUACAGUAUACUUAGUGCUGUCACUUCUCUCAGCUGCUCUUGCGGAUAUCGAAUUCAUCGACCCAGCAGCCGGCACAGUCAUCAGAGCUGGGGAUGAGUUUACUGCUCACUGGAGGGAUUCCGGCACAUUACCCCGGCUUGCUUCACUCGUACAGUAUGACCUCUAUCUUUGUGCAGGCGGAGACACAGUGGGAUCCCAUGAGGACAUAGCUCUCCUCGCGAAAAACGCGCUUUUUGCCAAGGGCAACUCAGUUACGUUUAAGAUUGAUUCCGAGGUUAACGGCAAUGAUGCAAACGCAUACUUCCUUAGGAUUGCCGCUUCUGGUCCUGAUGCCUCUGUUGUCAACUACUCGGAUCGCUUCACCCUCACGAACAUGACCGGAUCAUUCUCCCCGACGGUUAUCAAUGGAAUUCCUUCCGCUAUGUACCCUACAGACUCCUUUCCCCCGGCCCAUAUGGAUGAAAGUCACGAAGAAUUACGGAAGAGGCAGGUGGCUGGACCCUUUACGAUUCCCUAUCAGUUGCAGACUGGACCUACAAGAUACGCACCCAUGGCUAAGAAGCCUGGAAGUACGAUUCCGGUGGGAACACCAACCCCCCAAUAUCCAACGAGCGCGUAUUCCGUUGCUACAACAUAUCUACCUCAGGCUACUGUUCAGAUGACACUGUCCGCCUCAGAAACAUACUCCGUUAUUAGCAUUGAGAAUACAGCAUCUCCAGCACCGCAUGCCGGAGACACAAAAAUGAAACGGUUUUUGGAAAGAUGGAAAGAUUGAGGCGUUUGACAAUUCUGAGCUGUAAGGUCUAGACGUGCAUGGCCUAUUGCCUGAUCGUUACAAGGCUUCCUCCCUACUUAGCAUGC